Molecule: messenger RNA, 7531 nt
Organism: Anopheles funestus (African malaria mosquito)
Lineage: Eukaryota; Metazoa; Arthropoda; Insecta; Diptera; Culicidae
Gene: wnd
Product: mitogen-activated protein kinase kinase kinase 12
Exons: 7
Coding region: 1446-4904 (1152 amino acids)
Biological process (GO): JNK cascade; protein phosphorylation
Molecular function (GO): JUN kinase kinase kinase activity; ATP binding
Source: RefSeq, a predicted model, not a curated record
ACGCGGGAGUGUAUGAUUUAAAAAAAAAACAUCACUAUCACCCUGUGUCUAUACAGCCUCUCUCAAUCACUAUAGUGAGAAAGAGAGAAUAAAGGACAUAACUGGAAGGGAUGAAAUUGUUCCAUUUUCCACAACCGUUCCAGUACGUUCGAGGGUAAAUUGCUUAGCAAUAGUCUAUGCGUGUGUGUGUAAAUUAUCCAUCAGUGUAGCUAGUUGUCUCGCUCUGCUCAAUUACAUUCCGCUACCACCUGUGUGCGUGAAAGAGAGUGGAAAGAAAACGCAUCUCCGUUCAACGCUGAUGCUGAUAGGUUUUUUCAAUGCUUCCUUCGAAUUCUCUCGCGAGCAGUCGGAUCGAACGGACGCGUGUGUUGUGUGUCCUCCGGUCGUGUUGUAAAGUGUUUUUAAUUGAAUGCACGUGAAACAUCCUGUUAGAUGGGUUUUUGGUGAAUAAAAAAAAAGAUAAUUUAUGCGAAGUGUGUGUGUGUGUGGUGUGAAGCAGUGAUUACAGGUGCAAUAAAAAGGAUAUCCCUUCUGAAAUGCAACAUGCCAGAGGGAGGGUAACCUGAAAGCAGCAAACGACGAACGUGUUUUAAUUCGAUUGAAGCCAAUGCAGCAAGUGUUGUUUCAGUGUGUAUGUGUUUAUAUUUGUGCGUGCAUAUAAUUUGCCCCUGUAUUGAAGGUGUUUCUGCACAUUCCCCGUCGGCAUGUGAGCGGUGUGUGUGUGUGUCUGUUUGGUAAAAAAAAAAGCAUUAAACAUCUCUCCCGUUAGGAGACAGUUCAACCUUCAAUUACUAAUUGUUUAAAAGUACACACCCGGUGGGUGAUAUAUAGACAACCGUCUUUGUGGAAAACAUCGAUAAAGCUCAUUGAAUCGCUUUUACAACAACAAAAAAAGCACUAAACGUACACAAAGUGCCAACUACAACAGACGUCAGCAUGCAGUAAAACAAAUAUUCAAAUCGUGAGAACAACGAAAUAGAACGAUCAAUUGCGAUCUAUCAUACAUUAGCAAGUAGAGAUAAAAAAUUAACGAGAGUGGGAAAAGUGUAAUGGAAGUAGAAUUAAACGUGCGCAUAAAUUAGUUUUUUUCUUCUGAUAAAUAUUUUAUUUUUGUUGUGCGUGAUUGAUUGUACAUAAAACAAAACAAGCAUCCAAACAAGGUGUUUAGUACGUGUGAGUGGAAAAGUAAAUGCGCUGGUGUUCGUACACGUCAGAAAGGGCGCAAAAGUAAAAGUUCUAUCACCCAUUGGUAGAGCUUUUCCUUGGGAAACCUAUCUGUAUUUCUGUACAAAGAUGAGUGAUGGUGGCUGAAAACACUGCUGGUCAGUGGAUUGCAAAAGUGUGUGUUUGUGUGUUGAAUCAAUCGUAAUUAAAGUGAUUGUUAGAAGGUGGGAAAGAAGCAGAAAAGCAUAAGCACGAAAUAACAUACCUCGUUUUUGGGCAAAAUGGAUCUUGCGGGUGAAACUGGAACUACCUCGAGGCAGGCACGCUUCGAAGACUAUCAGAAGAUGAGUACCUCGCUGCAGAACUUGGCCACCGAUCAACCGGAUCAUCAUCACAGAACAAGCAUGAUGUCUAUCCAAGAGGAGCUGGAUCAGCUGGGAUUGAACAAUGAGCACCAGCAACCGGCACCACCGUACCCGGCCAUCUUUGGCAGUGAGUAUCACCAUCAGCAGGCGGCCAACACGGACAGCAGUCCGGACUAUAUGCAUCACCAUCAUCACCACCAUCAUCCAGCGAUGUGUGCGAACGGUUGGCCCCAGCUACCGAUGGGUAUGGUGGCGGCCGGUGGUGCCGGUGUCGGUCCGGUAGGUGUCGGUAUCGGUGGUGUCGGUGUCGGCAUGUCCAACAAACCGGCGGCAUCCGGUUGGAUGGAUGGGCUGUUCGGUUGCAUGCGACCGGUACUGUCGCUGAUCGGCAAAAGCCACAUCAUGGAGAUGAAGAACAAACAGACUGAGGAUUGGGAGAUUCCGUACGAAACGAUCACGGACAUGGUGUGGUUGGGCAGUGGGGCCCAAGGUGCCGUAUUCUGUGGCAAGCUGCGCAACGAGCUGGUCGCGGUCAAGAAGGUGCACGAGCUGAAGGAGACGGAUAUCAGGCAUCUGCGCAAGCUGGAUCACGAAAACAUCGUGAAAUUCAAAGGAGUGUGCACCCAGGCGCCAGCAUUCUGCAUCAUCAUGGAGUACUGUCAGCAUGGUUCCCUGCACAAAAAGCUGCAGGACAGUGGUGGAAUCAUAUCGCCCCAGCAGCUCGUCUCCUGGUCGCAGCAGAUCGCACUCGGCAUGCAGUACCUCCACACGCACAAGAUCAUCCAUCGCGAUCUGAAAAGUCCCAAUAUUCUGAUCGGUGAAAAUGAAGCGAUCAAGAUCAGUGACUUUGGUACGUCGCGCGAAUGGAACGAGAUCAGCACGAAGAUGAGCUUCGCCGGUACGGUGGCUUGGAUGGCACCAGAAGUGAUCCGCAACUUGCCGUGUAACGAAAAGGUCGACAUCUGGUCGUACGGUGUCGUGCUGUGGGAGCUGCUUACCGGUGAGGUCCCGUACAAGAAUGUCGACUCGUCGCAAAUCAUUUACGGGGUCGGUAGCAACUCGCUGUACCUGCCAAUACCGGACACGUGUCCGGAGGGUUUCAAGCUGCUAAUCAAGCAGUGCUGGAGCACGAAGCCACGCAACAGGCCUUCGUUCAAAAUUAUCCUGACGCAUCUGGACAUUGCGGGACGGGAACUGUUGGCGGCAUGCGAGAAGGAACAGUACGAAGCGUACUACCAGUCGCAACGUUCGUGGCGCGAAGAAAUCCGUGGCCACAUGCAAAAGAUAACGAGCAACGGGAUGGACAUCCAGAAGUACGAGCAGGAUCUGAUACAGAAGCGGAAGGAUGAGUGGAAGCAUGCGCAGCACAUACGGAUGACGUACGAACGGAAGCUGGAACGGACGAAUAUGCUGUGCCUACAGCUGUCCACGUUCAUUGCAAUGUUGGAGCAGAAAGAGCAGGAAAUUCUCAAGCGCGAAAAACAACUUGCACCAGAGCAGCGAAAAUGUGGCUUCCUAAAACGUGGUUCGGACAAAUCGAAUCGCAAACGACCGUUUAGCUUUCCCUCGAUGGCCGCUUUACCGGGCCGUGCGUACGGUGAAUCAACGACCCCUAGUCCAACGGCGGCCGGUGUCACACCGGCAAAGGCAACGCUUUACGCUGAACUCAACCCUUCCGGUAAUCAGGGUGCAAGGUCGGUCGUUGUGACUGCAGCUCCACCGCCACCGUACAAUACACUAGCGCCACUACAACAGGCAUCAGCUACGCCAGUAUCUGGCUCGAUAAAUUCGGACCCGACAGCAGCUCCGUCACCGAUGGCACCAACGACAACCUCUUCUGGCAGGGUUAAAAAGCUACGUCAUCGUCGAGUUGGUUCGGGUACGAUAAACUGCAGUCCGAAGUGUAGUCCGUGCCGGGAUCGCCGUGUACAGAGUGAACCGGAAUCGCGUAAUGUUAAGCUGGUGGACACGGAAACGCAAACCGAACCGAUGGACAUCAGUGAACCGGAUGCGAGUCCGAGCCCGAAUGUAGCUUCCAAGCGCAUGUCGGCCAGUUUGCGCGAAGAGGAGGAAGAGCAGGACGAGGAGGAGAAGGUGGAGACUGAGAUAAUUGAGGAAGCGUUGAGACGGUUAAGCGUUAGCGAGCGACUUGCCGCGGACCGGGUUCCGGUGGAAAUGCGCGCCAGUGCGUACCGAUGUAGUAGCAAGCCACAGUCGGAAGAUGACGGGGAAGUGCCUGAGGAUGAGGAGAAUGGAAAUUCGAUUUCGAUCUCGACGAUGACGAAUAGCCGGAGCAGUGACAUGAUGACGACGAGUGGUGGUGGAGUACCGGUGACCGGUUCCGAGCAGAAUUACCGAUAUAUCCGACGGCAGCAGAGUGCCGGGCAUCAGCAGCAAGAAGACCUGCAGGAGGAGGAAGCGGAUGGUGAUGUGGAGGAGUAUGACGAUGAGGAACGGGAAGACUCGAGUCCCGACCCGAUCAUGGACGCAAUGAAUCGUAACGAGCGGUUCGAUCGGGUCUGCAGCGAUGACGACAAGAUCGAUACGCUCGAUCGGAAGGUUACCAUCAUCUCGGAGAAGCUGCAGCAGAGUGCCGCGUACGGGAAUCUCCUUAACGACAACAACGUCAUCGUGUACCGGGCUGCCCUGAAGCAACCGAACCACGGAGGCAAAACGAUCCUGCUGAAGCAUCCGGGUGCGGGAAGCAAUUUAAAACCGGCCGGUGCUGCUGGUGCUGGGAUCGGUGCUUAUAUGUACAGUGGACCGCAUGCCGUUGGUCUUGGUGGGUCGCCAGUUGCGGAUGCGAAGGUACGCGGCGAGAAGGUGGACCAUGAGCCAAAGGAAGAUGAAAGUUGGACCGAUGAGGAAGGUGAAGAACCGGACCAAAACACAUACUAUGUGCUACGUCGCAAGAGUAUCGGUCGUCUUCCAAUAAAGCGUGGUCGACGGAUGAAGCAUUCGGUCGGUUCCGGUCCAUCGGUACCCCACCAUCCGGCUGCUGGCGAUCUGGUGAUCGUGCAUCGGAAGAUCCACUCGAACGUGACCAUCUCGGACGAGGAGAACACGUCCGAGUACAGUCAUGCACCGUCGAGCCAGCGAUCGACGCUCGAAUCCAAUCCGGAUCUACCGUCGGUCGUGAUGAUGAAAUCUGGCCGGCGUGUUGAUCGAAUUAUGCAGCAGCAACCGAUGCAUAAGAGCACCACAUCCGCAAAGGAUACGGACGAUGAUGAUGGUGACGACGAUGACGAUGCGGAUGACGAUGGUAACGUGCCGGACAGUGAUCUCGAGCAGGACUCUAGCGAUAGUAGCUCGGACGAAGUGGAGCGAACCGGUCGGCAACCGGUGGCGGAUGUCGUCAACGGUAAUCGGGUGUAACCAGGGUGUCCCCGCUCGUCUAUUACUGAUGCCAUUUUGUAGGAGUGUGUUUUUCAUGUUUGAGAUUAUGUAGGGGAAGUCGAUCGUGUAUCAAAACAGUGUCUUCUCUAUUUCUCUGUACCAAGUCAGUCGAUUGAUUGUUUAUAGUGAUAGAUUUUUGCUACGUUUUCAACGCUCGUGGUGCGUAUUUAUAUUGUAAAUUUGAUUUCAGUUAUGUUUUCCAUUGCUUGUAUUGUGUUACCGAUCUGUUCCGUCCUUCAUUCUGUUUUGUGUUUGAGUUUUUCUUUUACCAGGAGCUUGUUAAAUACGGCUCCUUCACUAGCAGUGGCUUUGCUGCCGGUAUGAUCUGUAAUCUACUGCAAGAAAAAAUCCAGUCCAGUCGCUAAAACGAUAUUAUACUUAGAAUUAGGGUACGCUCAGAAAGGCGUAUGCGUAACGUUGCAUGUUGGCGAACGUGAGACUGAAUCGAUCGAUAGCUCAGCUAUAUGUUUUGUGUGCUGUUUGCUAUUGAGGAAUUAUUUAUUCGGCAACCACUUCUGUCAAAUCAUUCCGUGUGCGUUUAAGUAUGUAGUAAGUGCAUCUGGAACACUGGGCACUGUAAGAAUAACAAUUCCAAACCGAAUAACACGCAACAAUCGUCGACUGUGGUGUACAAAUUAUGGUGGCCUAUUUAAAAUGGACGAAAUCUGUCGCAUUUAGUUUUUAGCUUGUUAGAAUAUGGAAAAGGACUCUAGCGAUGGAGCGCUGUAAAGAGCCACAAAGUUGUGCGACACAUUGGCCAUCAUUCUUAAGAUUCUGGUAUUAUAGCAACAGAAAAAGAAAAGGGAAGAGCAACGUUGACUGUUUCAUUGUACAUAUUUAUAUCGGUUUUUUCCGUUUCCUGUUUUUUCUUCCAUUUUUGCUCAUUUUGCUGCCACUGGAAACGUUUCUUGUUUUUGCGUUUUUUUCUUCUUCUUUUGUUUCUUUGUUUGUUUGGUUUUUGUUAGUUCCUAUUUUUUGUGUUUUCUUGAUAUUUACUCAUUACUAGCAAGUCUCAUUCGCUCUACUGUUAUACGCCUGUUACGUAUUUUACACUUAUACGUACGUACUAUUUAUUUGCUCUCGAUGUACAACUUUGCGCGCCACACAGGAAAGGAAUGAAUGGACGAAUGAACUUGAAAAUAAUGUGCAAUUUUGCUAAUCCAGGAGACAGACACACGCGCGGUGAAUUGUUGUUUUCUUCUCGAAUGUAAACAUUCCAAUCCUCUAGUAGUAUAGAAAUGCUAAAGGCAACUAGCACCACAAACAAUCCGUAACUGUUCGCAUGUAAAAUAAACUAAAUAACUGAAAGCAAUCAAAUAUGCAUAAAUUGAGAGAACAGGUUUAACACGAGAGAACAAAGCACGCCUUAGAAGGAAGGAUCGAUCGUAUGACAGGAGAGAAAGGCAUUAGUAGUAGAGGAACUGUGGAGUAGAAAUGGUACAUAAGGAAGGACGUUCAUGUUCGCUUCACAGUUGUCCUUAAGGCGUGUAUUUGUGUACUGAUGAAUAUUUCCAAUUCGCUCUACUGUUGCCAUUGCCUUAACUGUUGAAAGCCCACAAUUUUCAACCGCAGCAUUACUAAUUUAGGAAAAGAAAAGAAAGCAAAUAGCUGUGCUCUGUUUGUUUGUUAGCAUGUAGAAGCAAGCAGCACCAUACAAACUCAUUGGUACCUGGCUAGAAGUGCGUUCAUUGAAUAGGUUGGCAAACAAAUGAAGCAUACACCGAGAAAAAAAGACACAUAUAAAUGAGUGUACUGAAGUAAGCGGAUAAAUGUAGCCAUACGAAAGCUUAGCACCACGUUGCUGCUACAAGAGAUAUUAUUUUUGAUGCAUUUUACUCUAAUUCCACCGCGCUCUUCAGCAGAGAGAAGCGAUCGCAACGAAAUGAGAGAAGGAAGGAAACGUAUUUAAAUUUGCUAUCGCCGUGCAAAUGCAGGAAUUGUAAAUGGAAAAAGGGACAAACUACCUUUAGUGCGUAAAACAUGCAAUGAAGCAAAGCGGUAUAAAUAUGUAAUUGUAAGUAUAUGUGUCUGCACGCGCCACGCUUGUACGACAUUUUUAGGCCUUUUUCCCGCCCCGCCCGAUGAUGCUGAUAGCAGAAGUCGAAGAGAUUAGUUUAUUUUUGCAAAAAAAAAAAACGCAAAACAGCGUAAUCGUAUCGAUAGUGGGUAUAAUGUUAAACAAAACAGCAACUCCAAUUAAAAUGAUAAGGUAACAGCCGGUUGGCUAGCAGAUAAAUCUAUAUUAAUCGUUGUUCAAAAUCAAACAUUCAAAAUUAACACAAAAUGGUACAAUUCAAAAAUUGUUCCACAGCAAACGUACGUGAGCACACGCGCUUCAUUCUUCGAGCAAAACAAGAAAGACAACAUAGAAACGAAUAAUUUACAGGAAUAUGCAGGAAAAUCUAUAGGAACGGAUUAGUGUAACGUCGAUGGCAGGAGUGGCAAACAUAUAAACCUCGUGUAAUAAAUCCACUAUUAUUACUAAUGAUACUUAAACGGUAGGAGGGUUGAUGAGGGAAUGCCAAUACAGUUUGGUAACCGAAUGUUCAAAGAGACAUGUGAAAGAUAAGAAUGUCCGACGAAAUAAAGAAACAUACAAAUGGAAA